This is a messenger RNA of Poecilia reticulata (guppy), 763 nucleotides long. It is a transcript of the gene cox6a2, whose product is annotated as cytochrome c oxidase subunit 6A2. Gene Ontology annotation, biological process: mitochondrial electron transport, cytochrome c to oxygen. Gene Ontology annotation, cellular component: respiratory chain complex IV; mitochondrial inner membrane. Gene Ontology annotation, molecular function: enzyme regulator activity. The record is from RefSeq and is a predicted model, not a curated record. NCBI's taxonomy places the organism in Eukaryota, Metazoa, Chordata, Actinopteri, Cyprinodontiformes, Poeciliidae.
UGUGCAGUGACCACUGUCCACUGCAGCUGCUCAGAUCAAACCAAAAUUGAAAGUUGGUUAAUGUAAACUCUUAGACGCCGUCCUGUUUGUCUCUGAAGCAGAAACUGCAGCUCCUUCCUUUCUUCACUUUCGCCUAUCAGCUGCCACUUUGCCAAAUAUAAACCGAGUUUCUUGGCCGAGCGACAGGCUGACAAGGGGAGGAGUCCGGCCCGGUCGGUUCAGCUCAGGACAGACUGAAGGACAAACGAGCAGACAGGAGCGUUUGUAGUGAAACCUCGAGAGAACAAACCACCUGAAACGUUUUACUCCUACAGCAGAAAGUACCUGAUUCCUUCCACACCUGCAGAUGUCGCUGUCUCCGGUUGCCAUGGCAGCGCGGCGAGCGCUCGCUGCUGCGUCACACUCGAGUCACGAGGGAGCAAAAACCUGGAAGAUCCUGACCAUCGUUGUGGCUUUCCCCGGCGUCGGCGUCUGCAUGGCCAACGCCUUCAUGAAGACGCAGGAACACUCCCAUGACCACCCGGAAUUUGUUCCGUAUUCACACCUGCGCAUCCGCACCAAGAGAUUUCCGUGGGGCGAUGGAAACCACACGCUGUUCCACAACUCUCACGCAAACGCUCUUCCUGAGGGUUACGAGGGCUCAGAUCACUGAUCGUUGUUAUUGAUUAUCUGAGCCAACCUGCACGGCCAACAAUAAAACAACUUCAUCCUGGAUUAAGCUGCUUCUGUAAUAAAACGUGCAUCAAGCAUCAGAUAUCCAUUA